AGUCUGACAGAGCAGAUCCUGUGAGAGAGGCAGCAGGGAGGCCGACUUUCGUUUGUUUCUUUCCUGAACGUGCGAGUCAGCGACACUUCAUCCCAAAGCCUCUGUCGGAUUUAAAAAACAACAACCUGGAUUUCUCUUUUAAUUCAAGAUUUAUCAUGAAGCUCAUCCUGUUGACAGUGUCGGCGCUGCUCCUGCUGGUAGGAGAGGGUACAGCAGACAGAAUCCUAUCCAGGAGGACCAAGAGGGAGCUUGCCAGUCCUCUCCAUGUUGGUGGCAUCAAGGACCCGAGCGGCUCGUACUGUGAGAGGAGAGGAGGCUGCUGCCCGGGCAGAGACGACCUGUGCACGGUGCCCUACCUGGACACCAUCUGUUACUGUGACCUGUUCUGUAACCGCACCGUCUCCGACUGCUGCCCGGACUUCUGGGGUCACUGUUUGGGCAUAGAGCCUCCUUUCAUUGGCAGCUGCGAAAGAAAUGGAAACAGGUUCCUCACAGGGCAAACAUACAAAGAAAACUGCAAUUUAUGUACAUGUGGGACCACAGGACGAUGGGAGUGUGAGCAGAACGCCUGCCUGAUGGAGUCUGAGAUGAUCAAUGCCGUCAACAGAGGAAACUAUGGGUGGCAGGCAUCAAACUACAGUCAGCUGUACGGCAUGUCUCUGGACGAGGGGAUCCGGUACCGUCUGGGCACACAGAGACCCUCCAGGACCAUAAUGAACAUGAAUGAGAUCCAGAUGAACAUGGAUCCUCAGAGUGAGAGUCUGCCACUCUACUUCAGCUCAGCAGAGAAGUGGCCCGGGAAGAUUCACGAGCCACUGGACCAGGGCAACUGUGCAGCUUCCUGGGCUUUCUCAACUGCAGCUGUGGCCUCGGACAGAAUCUCCAUCCAGUCGAUGGGUCACAUGACUCCUCAGCUCUCGCCCCAAAACCUUAUUUCCUGUGACACGCGCAACCAGGGAGGCUGCGCCGGGGGCCGCAUCGAUGGAGCCUGGUGGUACCUCAGGCGUAGAGGAGUGGUGACGGAGGAGUGCUACCCCUACCGAUCCCCGCAGCAGACGCCAGCAGAGGUGGGACGCUGCAUGAUGCAAAGCCGCUCCGUUGGCCGGGGGAAGAGGCAGGCCACGCAGCGCUGCCCCAACUCACAGAACUACCAAAACGACAUCUACCAGUCCACGCCGCCAUACAGGCUCUCCUCCAGCGAUAAAGAGAUCAUGAAGGAGAUUAUGGAUAAUGGCCCUGUGCAAGCUAUUAUGGAGGUCCACGAGGACUUCUUUGUCUACAAGAGUGGGAUCUACAAACACACUGACGUCAGCUUCACCAAACCUCCACAGUACCGCAAACACGGAACACACUCAGUCAGGAUCACUGGGUGGGGAGAGGAAAGAAACUUUGAUGGGACGUCAAGAAAAUAUUGGAUCGCUGCCAACUCCUGGGGAAAGAACUGGGGAGAGAGCGGUUACUUCCGAAUCGCUCGCGGGGAGAACGAGUGUGAGAUCGAGGCAUUUGUGAUCGGAGCCUGGGGCAGGAUCACGAUGGAGGACAUGAAAAACCACCAGCACCACCAUCGUCGUCGACACAUUUAAAGACACAACAGAUAUAUAUAUUUUUUAAAUCUUAUCUAUAGUCUGGUGUUACCCCAGAGGAGAACCACAUCCAGAGUCUGAGAACUUCAUCACUCCCCUUGUCCACCAGGCUGGAGGGGGGGGUGACGAUGACACCAAAUCCAGCCCCAGAGCCCCUGAAUCUUCUCCUUUCUCACCUCACUUCUACUCUGGGGAUUAAUACAACUCCUCCCCUCCUCCGUCUUCAACCUUUAAAGAGAGCGACCUUCCCCUCUUCUCCCGCAACUCAAGGUUUAUGGCACCAAAAACAGAGAAACUAAGCUCCAGUGCUUUAAAGUUGCCUCACAAUGAAGCACCUCAGGUACCGACUGCUCCAAAGACUUCCCAGAAACCUCAGUCAUUUCCGGUGAAGCCAUGCUCAUGUCACGUAGGUUGAUGACACAAGGAGAAGCUCAAUGUGAUGCUUUCAAGAGUCAACCUGAAACCUUAGCCGUCUGCAGCCAUACAUGCUAGAAUCCAGAGGGACGCGGUCACAGAGGGACUGUGUAGAAACGAGGAAACGCGAGAGACAGAUUAUUAGAAAUCAGACCCGUUCAGAGGGACACACCCAGCUUAACCUGGUAAUGUGAUAACAUGUCACUGAUCUUAGAGGACACCUACGUUUAGAGUUAGUUUCUCACACAUUCCAGUACAAUCGGAGAAUCCAGCAGAGGAAACAUGAGGUGACUUCAAAUAAUCAAAUACCGUUAGAUAUUUUGACGCACUGUGAUGGGAAGGACAGCGUCAAUGGUUACACAUGUUUCUUCUGUUAUUCGGCUGCAGGUGAAUCCAACAAUUAAAGACAUCAUGCUGUUCUUUUCUGACCCCAGGGCACCAGUCAUCAAAGAAAUAAAAACACUGAAGCGUCAAAAAAAGAAAAAAAAAGAAACCACAGUUGUAUUGACCACUGCAAAAGAAGGUGAUUGUGAAUAGGUGUCUUAAAAAUGCUUUUUUCUGUGUACAAUGUUACAAUUCGAGAUCAAGUUGUUGUUUUGUUUUUUUGCCAAGGUCAUAUAUUAAAGUUUUAUUUUACUACUCAUGUUUUAAAUGUACUGUAUCUAGUAACUUUCACAACACACACAUCACUCAGCUGCUUUUCUGCUUCUGCUUAGCUGUAACUGUUCAGGAGGAGAAGGAGGAGGGGAAGCUGCUGCUUAAUCCAGUCAGUCCUACAAUAUGUCUGACUUUAGUUUUAACGCGUUUCACAUGUAAUAAACAUGUAAAGCCACUUCUCAUUGGUGCUGAACAAACGCUUAAUGUCACGCAGGUUGCCGAUAAACUGUAUAGCAUGUUAAUAGUCUCAUUUUCAAUUUGGUUUUGUUUUCGCGUUCUGCUGGAAAUCGAACAUGCUCCGACUCAUCGGCCCUGCUACUGUGUCAUAGCUCUUUGUGAUGUCUUCAUUUCAGCAUGCUUGCAGGCUCAUUGAGGGACUUUCACAUCGUUUUCGAGCACAGCCUCACUUGAAAAGGAAAACAUGCUAUAUUAUUACCACUUACUUUAAAUUACAUCCCAGUGUGACUCAACUGUAACUUCAAAAAGAGCUUUUCUAUUUCUCUAUCGGCAGCACUUGUGAUCUUUCAGGUCCUUACAUAGUCUCCUUCAGGCAUGGAUAGGUAGAUGGACGUAAAAGCAAAGAGAGAUGUUCGGAUGGUCACACAUUGUGUAAUGUGGUGGGGGCGGCUAUGGAUGGGUGAAAGUGGUUUGUGCAUAUUUCUCAUGCAACAUACUGAGUGUUUGCUUUCGGAUUGAUAUGAGCAAAGGCAGAGAAGGGAACCAGAGUGAUCCAUCAACAUGAGAUGCCCAACAGGUUUACAAUAAAUGACAAAACACAGAGAAUUAUGUGAAACAUCAGCAGUCUGAGGAGGAGAAGCUUCAAAUUUAUGUUUUCCUGUACUGGUUCCUUUGGUUACGAGACUGGUUAAGAGAUGAAGAGUCAUUUACACCGAGCAUUUCAUGACCUAUUUGGAAAAACCAAUGCUGUGUUCCUCAAUGCACCUUAACAGGGGAAGUGUAGUUGCAAACAGGGUAACUGAUGUGGAUCAGGGCCUGAGAAGAGCAGACAACUUAGUUUUCAUUCACAUGUUAGUUGAAUCUGACCAAAGCUGGAAUCUUAUUUCAUUUCCACUGUGCAGAGACAUCUUGUUGUCAGUGUUGGUUUGUUUUGCCGACACAGCAUUGAAUAGCUUUACCUAUGUAAAAGGAUAGUACAUGCUACGUUACUUAUGACUAUUUCAUCAGCAGGUUCAGAUGGGACCAAUAACAAUAGAUAUUAUCUGCAAGACCUGUCCUUAUCGAUUCAUAUCAUAGAUAUUAAUGUUAACUUCAGCUAAACAGUUUUCUCCAACCACACAACCUCUCCUCUAAUCCCCCCCCCCCCACACACACACACACACACACCCACCCCCACAGAGCUGCAGCAGACAUCUGCUCACAAGUUGUGUAUUUUAUGUAAAAUGAACCACUUAGUCACUGAUGUGUAGACUUUAUUUAUGACGAGAUGCGUAAAUUAUAUAUACUUUUAUUCUUUUUUGUUUUCCCUGUGCAAUGUCUACUAUCGCACUGUCUCUUUGUAUCUCAUGUAUUGUGUGCACCAAACGCAAAUACCACAUUAGUGUUCACUUGUGCAGCACAAUAAAGUCUUUUCUGAAACAGCU
Molecule: messenger RNA, 4255 nt
Organism: Platichthys flesus (European flounder)
Lineage: Eukaryota; Metazoa; Chordata; Actinopteri; Pleuronectiformes; Pleuronectidae
Gene: tinagl1
Product: tubulointerstitial nephritis antigen-like 1
Exons: 12
Coding region: 156-1583 (475 amino acids)
Biological process (GO): proteolysis
Cellular component (GO): lysosome
Molecular function (GO): cysteine-type peptidase activity; peptidase inhibitor activity
Source: RefSeq, a predicted model, not a curated record